GGGUCCGAACCUAGUUGUAAUAGUAAUGCAUGAUACGCUAUUUAAAAAAAAAAGUGAUGCAUGAUACGCACCACGUGUUGUAACUUUUCAAAGAGAGAAGACAACCAGACAAUAACAGAACAAAAGGUACAUUGAACCUGGACACUUUGCAAUCCCAAAGACCAAAAACUCAAAUGAUGCCUAUUAAAAGGAUCUUCACAACACACAUUGAGAUAUAACAGUUUUUUAAGUUUUAAUACAGAAGAAACAGCAAACACCACCUCAAAUAUCACUUUUCUAUUCAAUUAAUGGGGAAAGGAGGAGGAGGUUAUGUGACGGUGGCGGCGGAAGAGGUUGAUGAGCUACGGAGGAGGAACGGAGAGUUGGAGAGAGAAAUGGAGGAGAUGAAGAAAGAGAUGGUUCAGCUGUGGCGGCGGACUGUGGUUGCAGAAGAGGCCGAGGAGAGACUCUGUUCGCAACUGGCGGAGCUUGAGGUCGAGUCUUUAGAUCAGGCGCGUGACUAUCAGUCUCGCAUUCUCUUUCUCAUGGACCAAAUCUCUCGUCUCUCUUCCUCCUCUCUUGAAGUCGUUGUUACAGAUUCGUAGAUACAUAAAGAGUUUUUUUAUGUCUUUUUUAGUUUAAUGUUUAUAAAAAUUGUAAACAGUUUUUCCAUAAAAGAUUUACAAAUUUUCAUUUUCAUUAUAAACUAGAGGAAAAAACAAGUUGGAGCAAGAAACUUUUGGAGAACA
Molecule: messenger RNA, 728 nt
Organism: Capsella rubella
Lineage: Eukaryota; Viridiplantae; Streptophyta; Magnoliopsida; Brassicales; Brassicaceae
Product: protein RESPONSE TO LOW SULFUR 3
Exons: 1
Coding region: 288-584 (98 amino acids)
Biological process (GO): cellular oxidant detoxification
Source: RefSeq, a predicted model, not a curated record